AUGGACGACCGCUUCGCUGCCGUGAGCACGGACCCUCGUUUCCGGCGCUUCCCCAAGAAGGAGAGCAAAGUCAAGAUUGAUGACCGCUUCGCAGGCAUGUUCAAGGAUGCCGCCUUCCAAGGACAAGGCGCUCGGGACAAACGUGGCCGCAAGGUAAAGAGCGGUGGAAAAGGCGAAAAACUACGCUCCUACUAUCGACUGGCAGGAGACGAGGAGGAGCCCGCCGGCAAGGGCAAGCCUGUUGCGUCUGACCCCGAUUCGAGUUCUGAAGAUGAGGCGGCUGAAGCCGAGGCGCGAUGGGCAAAAAUGAGGGGUCUGGGCUCCGCGUCAUCUUCCUCCGAGUCUGAGGCCGACAGCGAUGUCGAUGAGGCAGCCAUUGAGGCCGGCGUGGAAGCUGCGGCGCAGCUGGACGCGGAGACCGAGGAGCGCGAGGAGGCGCGGGCCAGGCGCCUGUUUGGCGUGGGGGCCAUGGCCGCCAACCCGCAGGAGCAGAUCCCGCUGGUCCCCGACGCCACACCGCGGCUGGCCGUGCUCGACCUGGACUGGGAGCAUGUGCGAGCCGUGGACAUCCUGGCGGUGCUGCGCAGCUUCUGUCCCCCAAAGGGCGGGGUGCAGCGGGUCACUGUCUACCCCUCUGACUAUGGUCUGGAGCGCAUGGCGGAGGAGGCCACCGCUGGGCCCCAGGGCAUCUGGGACGCCGGAGCCGAUGGGAAGCAGGAAGACCAGGGCGGGUCUGAGGAGGACGAGGAGGGCCCGUCUGCGGGGAACGACGCCGAAAUAGAGCGGCGGCGGCUCCGGGCGUACGAGCUGUCCAGGCUGCGGUACUACUAUGCGGUCGUCGAGUGCGACGGCGCGGCAACCGCUUCGCGGCUAUACGAGGAGUGUGACGGCAUGGAGUUCCUGAAGACGGCCUGCAAGUUCGACCUCCGCUUCGUGCCUGAAGGGCAGAGCUUUGAGGGGCGGAAGGUGAGGGACACGGCAGAGGAGCUGCCCAUCGACUACGCGCCGCCCAAUUUCCAGACAAAGGCGCUGCAACACACGAAUGUGGACCUGACAUGGGAUGCAGUGGACUCUGGGCGCAAGCAGGCCCUCGGACGGAGAGUGACGGAUGAAGAGAUCCGAGAGGAUGACUACAAGGAUGGGCCGACCAGGACCAAGGACUGGGCCAAGGGCGGGGCGGAGGGGCCCGAGGCCGGCGGGGACCAGGCUGUCCGCGACAAGGACAUGGAGCUGGAGGUGACCUUCCACCCCGGGCUGGAGACCCUGGGGGAGCGCCUGCUGGCCAGGAAAAAGGCCGCCAGCGGCGAUGCGGAGUCGGUGUGGGACGCGUACAUGCGGCGGCGGGCCGAGAAGCGGGCCCAGGCCCGGCGGCUGGGAAAGAGCGGCGUGGGGAGCAGCGACGAGGACAGCGACGGCGACCCGGACCCCGCCUCCUCCGGGGACGAGGGGGAGAUGCUGCCCGCCGGGGUGGCAGACGACCCCUUCUUCCAACGCGACGAGGGGGAGGACCCCUUCGCCGACCCCUUCUUCAGCUCGGCUCCGGGGGUCCCUGGUGCCGGCAUGGCGGCCAACGCUGCCACGGCCAGGAAGAAGGAGAAACGGUCCAAGAGGGCGGAGGAGGGGGCGACGGCCGCAGAGCGCGCUGAGCUGGAGAUGCUGCUCAUGGACGAGGCCGACAUGCUGCGCAAGGCCCAGGCCGGAGGCACGUCCAGCAAGCCGGCCCCCAAGCUCUCCAAGAAGGAGCGCCUGCGCCUGAAGAAGGCAGCGCGGCGGGCGGAGCGCGCCCAGGGCUCCGACGACGAGGAGCUUGCGCUGGCAGGCAAACCGGUGGCAGGCGUGGAGGAUCCCCGCUUCUCGAGCAUUGUCACCUCGUCCCUGUAUGCCCUGGACCCCACGGACCCCCGAUACAAGGGCGAGAGCGCGACCCUGGCCAAGCAGGUGGCCAAGCUGCGGAAGGAGGGGGCGGCGGUGCCGACGGCGUCGGAGCCGGUGCAGCGGGAGCCGGCCGCGCCCAGCAUGGACGCCAUCGUGCAGUCCCUGAAGCGGAAGGCCAAGGAGGGCCGGCAGGCGGGGAAGAAGCCCAAGCCCGCACGGCUGUAG
Auxenochlorella protothecoides is the source of this 2100-nucleotide messenger RNA. RefSeq names its product Pre-rRNA-processing protein esf1. NCBI's taxonomy places the organism in Eukaryota, Viridiplantae, Chlorophyta, Trebouxiophyceae, Chlorellales, Chlorellaceae. Bases 1 to 2100 code for a protein of 699 amino acids. Gene Ontology annotation, cellular component: nucleus. Gene Ontology annotation, molecular function: RNA binding. Gene Ontology annotation, biological process: rRNA processing. The record is from RefSeq and is a predicted model, not a curated record. The transcript is spliced from 12 exons.